AGCGCUGCUGCUGUUCAGCCUGGAUCAAAACAAAUGUUUCAGUUAAUGGUUUAGCGAUAAAACUCGGCUUAUAUACACUGAUUUAAGGAGUUCUCGAGGAGAGCGGGCUUUCGCCAUGUUGUUAAAUGAUGUGUAUAGUUUAUUAAACUGAACUAAAGCUCAGUUCAGCCCGCGGUUUUCUGUACACUGAGUCACAGCAGAGUUACUGUGAGUGGUUCCUGCGGUGGGCGUCGAUACAUUUCUGAGGGGAAAGAAGGAAAGAAACAAAGAAAGAAAGAAGAGUUCUCUGGUGCUUCCACUUCAGACUAACGUCAGCUGAAAGAACCUGGUAUUCAAAAUUGCUCAACUUGAAGGUAUGGUGAACAGCCAGGUCCCGGGAGGUGUGUGCCAGUCUCGGGCGUGUGCGGGCUGCGGAGGGCGAAUCUCCGACCGCUUCCUGCUCUUUUCCAUGGAGCGCUACUGGCACACACGCUGCCUGAAGUGCUCGUGCUGCCAGGCCCAGCUGGGCGAGAUUGGCACCACCUGCUACAGCAAAGGGGGCAUGAUCCUCUGCAGAGCCGACUACAUCAGGUUGUUUGGGCAUACAGGUGCAUGCAGUGCAUGUGGUCAGUCCAUUCCUGCCAGUGAGAUGGUGAUGAGAGCACAAGGCAACGUCUACCACCUCAAGUGUUUCUCCUGUGCGACGUGCCGAAACCGCCUCGUCCCCGGCGACCGAUUCCACUACAUUAACGGAACCAUCUUCUGUGAGCACGAUCGGCCGGGGUCCGCCCUGCUCAGCUCCCACCUGCAGGGCAACCCUGUGCUGCCUGACCAAAAAGUUUGCUGAAAGCCUCUCCUGCUUUCCCUCCCACUAUCCUCCUCCCUGUUUUCCUCCUGAGGAUCUCCAGCCUUAGGAGCAGUCAUCAACAAAUCUCCUGUACAUGAUCUUCUACUGCUGCACUUCUGUUUUCAAAAGGUCAAAAGGUUUCUCCACUACAAAGAAGAUCUUGCAUCCUUUCUUACACUCUGAACAGACUGUUGGUUUGAGGAAGUGCAGAAUUCCAGACCAUAUGCAAGACUGUCUGUGGCCAGGGUUAGGUCUAAUGAACUCUGUGGGACUUCAUAUAGACUGUAAAGACUUCUUCUCUGAACUUUUUCUCAAACAUAUAUUUUGGCACUUACAUGGAACCGACACCUCACCGGUCGCAGGAUGUGCUUGUCUCCGCAUCGAUUUAAGGAACUUUUAUAACAAGUAUAACCGAUGACAUCAUCUUCUUCUUAAAAUCUAUAGAUGGUACUUCAGUGCUUGUGCUCUCUUUUUUUAUGCUCAUGAUUCUUUUAUUAAAACUUUCAGGGUGUGGUUUCCAUAGCCAGCGAAAUCGCAGCAAGGUAUUUUCAGGUUAACGGGCUUUGGACAUUGUUUUCGGGGUGCAGAGUUGUAAAUACUUUUUUUUAUAAUGAUGCAUUAUGGUUAAGGUCCAAUCAUACGGUCGAAAUGUGACGUUUAUUUAAGACAUAAUUUCAAUAAAUGCUUAAACACCCAAAACUGUAUCGCGAAUAAACAAAAAAAAACAACAAAAACAAAA
Astyanax mexicanus (Mexican tetra) is the source of this 1565-nucleotide messenger RNA. RefSeq names its product LIM domain transcription factor LMO4-B (gene lmo4lb). NCBI's taxonomy places the organism in Eukaryota, Metazoa, Chordata, Actinopteri, Characiformes, Acestrorhamphidae. The coding region runs from base 356 to 826 and encodes 156 amino acids. The transcript has 5 exons. The record is from RefSeq and is a predicted model, not a curated record.